AUGUCUUCAAACUCCAAAUCUGGACCAUCCUCGGCAUCCCGAACCCCUCUCACAACCCUCGACCACACCCUCGUGCCCAUGCCAUCCCGCACACACCCAGACCGCGCAGAAGCCCUCGUCUCCCUCUCCAUCGCCCUCAUCGACUCUGCCGUGGAUAUACUUGAAAGUCAUAUCAGUACGGAUGAAGAGCUGUCGAUGGAUAGUGCGUUAUUACCUGGGGGGACGGUCAUUGAAUCGUUUAGAGCUUUCCUAUUGAACCUCUAUGACAACCCCAGACCGCUCUCGGAGGUACCAGAGAUCAACUACGACAAUAUCCUACCUACCACCCGCCGCCCCAUCGCCCGUUCGCUCCCGGCUUGUCGGCAGGCCAUGAGGCAGAUCGGCGAAGAUCUUACGGCAUGGAGUGAGAUCUGCAGACGGCGGGGCAGUGCGAUGGGUGGAAGUGGGGGAAGUGGGGUGGAGGGGAAUCCUGCGGGGCUGGGGGGGCAGGAGGCGGAGAGGCGCAAUGGACUGGUGGAUGAGAUGGAUCGGAUGGUGCAUGUGGUUGCUAUAACGCCUACAAAGCAGGAGAUGGGGAGUACCGUGGGGCGAGAAAAUUUGACCUUGCCAGUAGAGUUUGGUACAGCACCCUCAACGUUGCUAUACCGCGGCUUGUCUUGGAAACCGCCAACAGAGGGGCAGACGGUCAAAGUCAUUCGCACCAGUAAACUCUAG
This is a messenger RNA of Cryptococcus wingfieldii CBS 7118, 714 nucleotides long. RefSeq lists its product as hypothetical. Bases 1 to 714 code for a protein of 237 amino acids. The transcript has 3 exons. The record is from RefSeq and is a predicted model, not a curated record. Lineage: Eukaryota; Fungi; Basidiomycota; Tremellomycetes; Tremellales; Cryptococcaceae.